Molecule: messenger RNA, 842 nt
Organism: Mangifera indica (mango)
Lineage: Eukaryota; Viridiplantae; Streptophyta; Magnoliopsida; Sapindales; Anacardiaceae
Product: chaperone protein DnaJ
Exons: 4
Coding region: 161-589 (142 amino acids)
Source: RefSeq, a predicted model, not a curated record
AAAAAAAGUGGGCCAAGAACGCCCGCCCAUUGUAAGCUUGUUCGUUUCGUUUGUGGAAAUACUUAUCUUCUUCUUCGCUUUGAAUACGAGGGAAACCAACCAAACAGUGUUCGCUCUCGUUAGAUUACCGGUUGCAAUUGUUACAAAAUUGCCAAUAAAGAUGAGCUCUGUAUCGUUACCGUCAAAAGUAUCGAUUCGGUUUGCGGUUGUGCCUUGCGGUACAAGUCUGUUCGGCACUAGGCGGACCGUGGAUAUGAAUUCUAGGGUGGUUUUCGGCGGUGCCAGAGCUUCUAUGGUUGAUUCUUAUGAAAGUUCCUCCGAUUUCGCUAGGCGUACUGAACAAGCUUGGUUAAUUUCUCAGCAACCGAUGCCUGUUUCUUGUUCGUCUUGCCACUCGAACGGACAUGUCGAGUGCAAAUGGUGUGGGGGUACAGGCUUCUUUAUUCUUGGUGAUAACAUGCUGUGCCAAGUUCCUUCUAGGAACACUACUUGUGUGAUAUGUGCAGGAAAGGGUUCGAUGUGUUGCUCUGAUUGUAAGGGAACAGGGUUUCGGGCCAAAUGGUUGGGGGAGCCUCCUGUUUCUAAGUAGAAGCCAACUUUCGACAUAGACAAUUGUAAGAGAUAUAGAAGGCGGAUUUCAUUCAUGUUAUUGUUUGUUUUGCAUUCCUGUUGCAGAAAAUUAUGAUCUACCGAUGUUGAUACUGAGAGCUUCUUUAGAUCCACAGCACAAUCACACCAUAUAUUAAUUUUAUUUGUAAUUAAAAGUCGCUGCAUCUCACUUAUGAAUAUAAACCAGUAGUAUUGUAUUAGUUGAAUUCCUAUAAUCUGAAUUCUUUUGGACC